Messenger RNA from Pteropus alecto (black flying fox), 5517 nucleotides. RefSeq names its product protein-L-isoaspartate (D-aspartate) O-methyltransferase domain containing 2 (gene PCMTD2). Gene Ontology annotation, molecular function: protein-L-isoaspartate (D-aspartate) O-methyltransferase activity. Lineage: Eukaryota; Metazoa; Chordata; Mammalia; Chiroptera; Pteropodidae. The record is from RefSeq and is a predicted model, not a curated record. Gene Ontology annotation, cellular component: cytoplasm. The transcript has 6 exons. Bases 2423 to 3346 code for a protein of 307 amino acids. Gene Ontology annotation, biological process: protein modification process.
CUGUCCACUUUAUGAGAAUAAUUUGUAUUUUGCAAUUCCAGGUGUUAGAACGCUUUUCUUUAUGUUUCGUAGAAAUUGUUUCUAUCGAGCGUGUGUCCUACUGGUCCAGCUUUUAUGAGACGGGGGAUGUGUACACAUAGCAGCCUUCGAAGUUCUUAAAACCCCUCUGUGUCUCUGUACGAGUUAUGGUUUUGAGAUGAGAAUCUCAGCUUCGUACAUCAUUACUCCGGCAGGAGGUGCGGCUUUCGUUCCCUUUCCCCAGCUCAUCCAUGUGAAUCACUUUAUCCAUGUUCCCGUCAAGAAGUGACAUUCACAUUGGAAUGUGGCCGUCUGUGUGCAGUCUGACAAACACGGGACUGGAAUCAUGACCCCUGUUGUCAUGGCUUUGUACAGUGCUGGCCUCCUGGGCCUGCUGCCGCUCAGCCUGUUCUGGCUGCACCUGGCACAGAGUUUUGGAAGGAGCCGUUUCAGAGUGAGGCGGUCCUGUUGGGCUGCGGCCAGUCACUGGAACAUGAAUUACAUUAGGUUGCAAAGUGUAAUCAAGGGCAGCGUCCCAAAAAUCAUUUGCUGUUACUUUGAAAAAUUGGAUUUAACUGGAUCGUAGGUCCAGAUUUGGUUUGAACCUGUUGUUGGUUUUUUUUGGUGGAGUUGCGACUGGUCACAUUGAUGGUCAGUAAUAAGCAGUGACUUUCCAGUGUGAAGGAAGUUAGAUUUCCUGCCAAUAAUAAUGACAAAUGUCAGACCCUACAGAUGGUCACAUGCAUCCUGCCGUUGGCAUCAGGUAGGGUUACCCCAUUAUUUCUCAGUCUGUCAUGUUUGGGCAAAGAUUACUAAGGUGUGACGUGUUGAAGACGCUUGCUUCCUGAGAAUUUUUAAAAGCUGCAUUCGUUUUAGCCAGGCUGUGCUGGACUUGAAUUCCAGCCCUCUCCUCACACACAGCUGUGCGAUCAUGAGCAACGUAACUACCCAGUUUGCCUUAUAACAUGUAGCCCAAAAAAGAUUAUGACUAGCAGGUGGUGCCUGUGAAAAGGUUGCAGCUAUUUUUACUAUAAUACUAGCUUUGUCUGUGGAAUAAAUCUUCAAAGUGAGGCAAAGUUGAAAAUAAGUGAUAUGUACUUAGUGGAAAGUAAAGCACACCUAAUACACAGUUUGCGUUUGCUUUCUAGAGGUAGAGUGAUGGUGUCGGCGUGGUGAUAGCACGUUGUCUGUAGGCUUCUGGGCAGAAGGUGGCAUUCGGACCCAGCUUGGAGGAUGUGUGGAUCCAGGCCUUUCCCUCAGCAGACCCGGAAGCAGCCAGACAGCACUCCACUGCUAAUCAGUGACCCACAGUUGAAGAUGACUGUCCUAGACUAGGGGUGUGGACUUGAGCCUCAGAACCGAGUGGCUUAUUCAAGAUUAGAUUUGACCUCAUUAGCAUUGUGUGCUACCCGGCCGUGCGCACUGGCCAUGGACCAAAACCUAACGAGGGCUCUGAGACUAAAUGGGGUGGAAAGCGAGUGAUUUGUAAAAUCUGAUGUUCUGCUCUAAAAAUCUUGCUCCUGAAGACAAACUGGCCUAAUCGUAAAAUGAAAGCGCGUUUGUGAUGAGCCCCACCGUUCACACAGUUGUGUAGGGAGCUGGAGAGUCACGCGUGUGGUCGUGUCUUCCUGGGUCAUCCUCUCCGACCACAGUUGCUGGCCGUGUGAAUGGGGGUGUGUGUGUGGAGCUGGCAGCCCCAGUGUGUCCUUACGACUCCCCUUUUCUUACACAUUCAGAGGGUUUUGAGGGGAGAGCAAGUAUAAACUUUGUGAUAACAAAAUUAUAGCGUGUUACGUGCAAGUUGCCCGAUUCAAAAAAUGUGUUAGUCUUCGAGAGGUCAGGCGUUUACUCUCCCCAACAAUUUAGGAGAUGUUUUGUAAAAGGUUACGAUUUUAUGUGAAGUGAAACCAGUAUUCUGAAAAAGUUGGGUGGAGUCAGUUCAUUAUAAAACUGGAAAAGCCGUUUGUGUGCGUGUAGGAAGUCAGACCUCUGAGGGCGCUUUCCCUGGAUUCCAUGAAGGUACCAGAGGGGAACACGUGUCCCUUUUUAUUCUCAGAGGUGGCUGGGAAGAAAGCGGAAAGCUGGUGAAUGUCUGAGAAGGUGGCAGAGCCCGGCCCCUCCUGCAGAGAGGCGUGGGAGCGGGGAGUAGGGCUCCGCUCAAUUGUAGCCAGCGCAGACUUUGUAUUUUUUACAGGCAUGGGUUUGUCACAAUAUGUUCUGUUGGGUAAGAGAGUUUUGUGGAUGUUGUUUCUCCUUGAAAUCUGUACAUCAGAAUAUCCAGAUCAGCAGAUGGACGGCUUCCUGGGCUUGACAUUUAUGCGCAUGAAGGGUGUAGAGUUGCCAGACAAAAAACACCACUUACAUCUGAAUUUCAAAUAAUGUCGGUCAGAAGUCGACCUUGACCAUGGGAGGUGCUGUGAGCGCUGGAGAAGACAACGACGAGCUGAUCGAUAACCUGAAGGAAGCACAGUACAUCCGGACUGAACUGGUGGAGCAAGCUUUCCGAGCCAUCGAUCGUGCCGAUUAUUAUCUUGAAGAGUUUAGAGAAAACGCUUACAAAGACUUAGCAUGGAAGCAUGGGAACAUCCACCUGUCGGCCCCCUGCAUCUACUCCGAGGUGAUGGAGGCCCUGGAGCUGCAGCCUGGGCUCUCGUUCCUGAACCUGGGCAGUGGCACUGGCUACCUCAGCUCCAUGGUGGGGCUCAUCCUAGGUCCUUUUGGGGUGAACCACGGGGUGGAGCUUCAUUCAGAUGUCGUCGAGUAUGCAAAGCAGAAGCUAGACUCCUUCAUCAGAACGAGCAGCAGCUUUGACAAGUUUGACUUCUGUGAACCUUCCUUCGUCCCUGGCAACUGCCUGGAGAUCUCUCCGGGCUGUUCUCAGUACGACCGGGUGUACUGCGGGGCUGGCGUGCAGAAGCAGCACGAGGACUACAUGAAGAGUCUCCUCAAGGUCGGGGGCAUCCUCGUCAUGCCGCUGGAGGAAAAGGUCAGGCCCCACGUAACUGGCGUGUUCACUUCCCCGAGCGUCAAGUUGACUAAGAUAACGCGUACUGGCCCUUCUGCUUGGGAAACCAAAAAGAUUCUGGCUGUUUCCUUUGCUCCUCUGAUCCAGCCCUGCCAUUCUGAGUCAGGAAAAUCACGACUUGUCCAGUUACGUAAGUCUGAUGACAACAGCUGUGAGGACGCGGCGGAGGACCGGCCUGAGCAGGACGACGCGCCGCCGGCGCCCAGGCCGGAGCCGCCGGUGAACGUGCUGCGCGAGAAGGUGCUGCGCCUCCCGCUGCCCGACGCCCUGAAGUGCUACCUGCUGUACUACCGCGAGAAGUGAGGGGGGCAGUGGGGUGCCGCGCCCAGGAGCAGCGAGCCCCCCACCCCCAGCUCGUCCGGACUCUGCUCUAGGGCGCUCGUUAAACGGCGGGGCGUCUUUAAGUCCCGUCUGGCACACGCGAGGCCCGCGGGAGAGAGUGGCCUGGGAAGGGCCGGCUGUCCCCGGGCCCGGCGCCCGCUCCUGGCACCGGACGCUCGCCCGCCUCGCGGAUUCGAAAAUAACCUGUGUUGCUCACGUUUGUACGUGGUGGGCCUGCUCUGCGCGGGACACACGGCAUCAGCCUCUUACCGGCUGCCACCGAGUCCCACUGAGAGCUUUUCGGUUCCCGGAGGAGGGCACGUUACUGAGAAGCUCCCCCUUAUUUGAAGUAAAUGCAUUAACUCUUACGUGAGUUGUCGGUUGUAAUUUUUAAAAAGAAAAACUAACGGGGCGGAGGACUGAGCACCAAACGGCCGCUGUCUUUCUGCAGUUCCGGAGGACUCCAAGGCGUUUCUUCCUGACGCCUUUUGCUCCCUUAGAACCAAAUGUCGGUAACCCUGAGAGCGCCCCGCAGACAGCUGUGUGGAGUGGACCCCGCGGCUCCGCUCCCGGUGGCGGGAAGGUCGCCGGCCCAGCCUGCCGUGCGCAGCGCGCGUCUGAGGCUUUGGCGGGCUCGGCCCGGGGCAGCAGGAAGCGUGAGCGAGGACGCUGCUGGAGACAGCUUGAGCUUUCGCAACUUGGGUUCGCUAUUUUCCUGUAAUCACAUUAGAGUACUGAUUCAUAGAUUUUAUCUUUUGUAAUUCUGGAGAAAGAUUUGUUAGUUUUGUAAUUUUUCUUAAGAACAAAUAUAUGUAUUUUACUAGCUCCAUUGCAUUAGAAUGAUUUAGCUCACGGUGACUUCUGAAACUGGCCUGCAGGCUCCGUGCGCAGAGAGCUCUCUGCCUUUAACCCAGUUGUGGGCCUGGAGGCAAAGGGACCUGUCAGCUGUCUGCAGGGUGUUUGGGAGUCACGUCGCUUGUUCGGAAACAUCGGUUCUUUCCAAAUUCUUUUUUACCUGAAGAAAAAAAUAGUGUUAAAUAUUAACAAUAAACCCAAACUCAGUGCUGAUGUGGCAUUGCUCACCCAGAUUUCCUGAUUCACUUUACCCUUUACCCUCUGGGCUGUUGCUGAGGUUCAGGUGUCUCUGUGGCUUCACCAGCUUAAGUAAAUUCUGUUUUGUUUUUUGUUUUUUUUUUUUUCAUUUUUGCUUUUUUGUAGUAACUGAGUCAUUUUUGUCACAGGAUACUGUGAGCAUGCACAACUGGGAAAACAUGGAUAUCAUCCUAGGUUUAUAAGUUUGAGCUGCUGUAGAGAAGGUUACUUCAUAGUGAGUUACUUGCCUUUGACUCAGACAGAGUCCAGCCCCGUUCUUUCAGAGAGAGAAGCGCGGUUUACAGUUACGUGCUGGCACUUCAUAGUUUGACAUUAUUCUAACUGAUAUGUAGAGAACUGUGCAAUACAUGGACGUUUUGGGGCAUAAUAAGUAAAUGAUAUCUGUGAUAAUGUUAAAUUAUGUUGCUUGAUUAAAUUUCCCCUGUAAUUGUAUAAGGAUUUCAUUUAUUUUAAACCACCUUUGCCUUUAUGCUAGCUUGUAAAAACUAUUUACAAUGCAUAAGACAUGUUUUUCCUAUAUAUGUUCAACUUUCCCUAACAUUUUGUAUUUACAUGCUGUCAGUUUGUGAUUUUUAAACCAGAAUUUGGUUAAAAAUAUAUAGAUACAACAUACAUGAAAUAGUUUGAUGUUUAUCUUAUAAACAAAGGAGAACUGUGAGUUUUCCCGUGCUUAAGCACCUUAGUUAGCAGAGUUCAGUAUGAUACACUGUUUUUGAGCGGAUGGAUCAUAUAGCCUGUGUUGUCUGCAAGCUUUGUAUUGUAAACCACAUUCUAGACAACUGUUGACUUCUGUGUUCUGAGUAGUCUCUAUUUUUAUAUGUGACUUUUGUCUUCAAAGUAGCAAAGCCAUAGACAUGUGCAAAACGUAUACCGAAUUCAUAAAUAUUAAGUAUGUGAUGUGAAAAUCAACUGUGUAUGUAAAAAUACUUUUGCCGGUCUGGAACUUUCAGGGUAUUAAUGUCAGAAAUCUAAAACAGAUUUUAAUGAGCUGAUAUAUGUGGAUAAAUAAAAGGUAUCAAUAAAGGCAGUUAAGACAUUUA